AUGAAUACUCUCUGGCGCCAUGCAUCAAGAAUAACAUGGUCAAUAGGGACGGGCCAUGGAGGAGUAAAGAAGAAAGUGACUUUCCCAACUGAACGCAAUAGAGUAGUUUGGGGAAUCCCAAGAAGGGGAAGGAAAAGAAAAGCAGAAGAAUGCAUAAAAAAAACAGUUAAAGUUAACCUUCAUUUAGACCGGAAAAAUGUUAGCACCACAAAUUUGAUAAGUUCUAUAGGGGAUAACAAAAAGUUGUUACUGUAUGCAUUAUGCCAAGCAUAUAAAAAAGGAGAAAAGAAAUUUGGAGGAAAUAAACUGGAUGAUCUGAUUCAAGCUUUAUGUGAAAAGUUAAUUACGAAAGAAGCGGGCCUACAGCUGAGGGAGAAAUUGCUCUACCUUAGUUGUGCCCCCUCGAAGAGCUACGCUGAGAAGAUUACCUUGACUAAAGGCGAUUUCAAGGAGAGACAGUUAUCCCCAGGGGGCAGAGGGGGUUCAGUCAUCCACGCCAAAGGAAGACAAAAGAUGCACAAGAAACUUACCGAAUGGAUAGAUCAUAAGAACGCAUUUAACUACUAUUGUGCAGUUUUAAAAAAAAGGAAAAACAACACCAUGGAUGAUGACGAAAUAGACGAAGAUAUAACAAACUUUUUUCUUAAUAAAUUAAACACAUCAUUAGUGAGUAGAAUUUCCAUGUACCUUAUGAAUGUUGCCUAUCUGAAUAGCAAAGUAACCAUUCGAACGAAUAGCUUGUACCUCCUAAUAUCUUUUAUGUUAAAGUAUAUAAAGCAUAAAACGAACAGACGCAUAUCUGUGGUGCGUCUAUGUAAGCACACGGAAUUGUUAACCGCAGUAAUGAAUGCAUCGAAGAUUAAAAUUGAUAAAAAUAAUAGGGAUGUGGAAAAAGAUAUUGACAUGGUAAAUAAAUUCAAAAUGAUGAACAGGAAUGAAUAUCCCCUAGACACAUCUUCCUUCGUGAACAUGUGUUGGGAUAUCAUAGGCACGCGAGGCAAUGCUGAACUUGCCUCUAUUUUGGGAAACAAUUUAUCUUACACCACUAGCCACUUUUACCACUAUUUUAAUAUAUACGAGUUUGAGUGUCAGAGGGAGGGAUGGGGUGGGGGGGGAAGGUCCUCCAAUGAAACGGUGAACAUGGGAGAAGUAGAUGUAGGUAAAGCGGAAGAAGUAUCACCCGGUGCGUCAACGCAAAGUGGAAAACUAAGCAACUUCUCCAGAGCAAAAGAAGAUGAUGAUGCGAUGACCCGGCAAAUCGUCUACAUGAUUUAUUUCAUAAACAACCAACUAGUUUCCUCACUAAACAAGUUGAUAAAAAAGUAUAAAAAUGGAAGUUCACGGAAAGAAAAUUCAAGUGAGCGCUUUCUACCUCACAUGGAAGGAGAAACGAUACGAAUAAUUACCAAUUACAUGUUCACAUGUCUACCGUACAACAUUUUCUGUAAGACUCUUUUUAACAAAUUGGAAGAACUCUUCAUUUGUAUAGGAGCAGUAGACAAAACCUUACCACAUUUUUUGUUGGAUCCAUCCACUCUGGUUCAGUUCAUGCACCUGAUGAGCAUACAAUACAAUGGUGUUCACGUGGAUGAAGGUGUCAAUUCAUUUCUGUGGAAAAAUUGCCUGACUGAAAUAUUCUCCAAUGAUUUCAAAUUAUUAAGUAAAAAGGAUAAAAUUCUACUUUACAUAAGUAUAUCUAAAUUUUUUUUUUUGAAGAAAAAGAAGACUUACUUGCUUAAAUUGAAUUCCAUUUUAUUUCCUGAGUUGGUAAAUUUUACUUAUCGAGAUUUGUACACUUUAGUCUAUUCCAUCAGCUGUUCCAAGUUCUGUGACUUGCCAUUUUUUGAGGCCCUCCUGAGGAAUAUUCACAAAUUGAAACAGAAGUAUUCUUCCCAGAAGUUGUGGACCAUUUUGUCGAUUUUUCAGCCGUUCGAUUUGAACAUGUCCAUCUUUAAUAUGCUCUUGAGUUAUGCCAACUCCAACGGCAAUGAACAGAAGAGCGAGAAGAAGGAAGAAGAAGAGUUAGAUGAGACUUUCGAGCAAUGCGCCACCAACAAAGAUGCUAAGAAGUUGGAAGAAGAUUUGGAGAACAAGGAGAGAAUCUUAAAGGAGUUAGCUGCACACAUUAGAGAGAAUCACAGCGGGGAUGACAGUUUCUCAUUUAACGAGUCAGAUAUGUUGGAGCUCCAUUCUGAGGAUAACGUUUUAAGGUGCGAGGGACCUGGUGAUGGAAGCCUCCUUCCCGAUAACGAGCCGAUAAAGCGAAACACGCAAACGAAGGAGAGUAAAAAAAAGGCGAAAAUGCGCACCAAAAAUACGCAAACCAAAUAG
This is a messenger RNA of Plasmodium knowlesi strain H, 2331 nucleotides long. Its product is annotated as conserved Plasmodium protein, unknown function. The record is from RefSeq and is a predicted model, not a curated record. Lineage: Eukaryota; Apicomplexa; Aconoidasida; Haemosporida; Plasmodiidae. The transcript is spliced from 6 exons. Bases 1 to 2331 code for a protein of 776 amino acids.